Messenger RNA from Micropterus dolomieu (smallmouth bass), 1514 nucleotides. It is a transcript of the gene slc16a5b, whose product is annotated as solute carrier family 16 member 5b. Gene Ontology annotation, biological process: transmembrane transport; monocarboxylic acid transport. The transcript is spliced from 5 exons. The coding region runs from base 1 to 1458 and encodes 485 amino acids. The record is from RefSeq and is a predicted model, not a curated record. NCBI's taxonomy places the organism in Eukaryota, Metazoa, Chordata, Actinopteri, Centrarchiformes, Centrarchidae. Gene Ontology annotation, molecular function: monocarboxylic acid transmembrane transporter activity.
AUGCUGCUCAGUUUGCCAAGGGAGUGGAGAAGUGUCAUCCAGCGUCAGGAGUGCAACGCAGUGAUUUGGAGGAGGAAAACCAAGAAGAGGAACAAGAGUCCGCCUCCUGUCUCACUGAUGCUGUGCAGAGACCUUCAAACUGAGUUCAAAACCAGCAACACGGAGACCUCCUGGGUGCCGGCAAUCAUGACCGCCAUGCUGCAUGCUGGAGGUCCUUUAUGCAGCAUGUUAGUGGAGCGUUUUGGUUGCCGGGUAACAGUGAUGGUUGGCGGGCUCUUAAGUGGACUGGGCAUGGCGGUCUCUGCCCUGGCCAGGACCAUCACUGAAAUUUACAUCACUAGCGGCAUCACAGGACUGGGAUUCUGCCUUUCUUUCCAGCCAUCAGUGACGAUCAUGGGCCACUACUUUGUGCGACGUCGGGUCUUUGCUAAUGCCUUGUCGUCCACCGGCACGGCUGUAGGCCUGACCACUUUACCCCUGAUUGCCAAUGUCCUGCUCUGUCAGUUUGGCUGGCGCGGCAGCUUCCUGAUUCUGGGCGGUGUGCUGCUAAACUGCUGUGUAUGUGGGGCAGUGAUGAGGCCCAUUGCAUCAGGACCAAACAAACCCAGAUGCUCUCAGGUUUUGGAUAAAACAAACGACCUCUCUCUGCAGCAGGAGACAAAGGGGGUCAAAAGCAAUGUAAAGACUGUGCUUCAGGGCUUUAUAGCAUUCCUACACAGACAUAUGGCCUUUGACCUGCUCGUGAUUAAUCCUCGCUACCGCGCUUAUGCUGUGGGAGUGACCUGGAUGACACUGGGGUGUGUAGUGCCUCUGGUCUAUCUGGUGCCUUAUGCUACUCACCACAACAUGGAAAUAGACCGUGCGGCCUUCCUGAUGUCAGUCCUGGGCCUGGUGAACAUUGCAGUGCGACCGACGGCUGCCCUAGUCUUGGGCCUGCCACGCUUCAGAGACAGCAGCAGCUUCGUGUACGUGUUUGCCGGUGCUGUGCUCGUGAACGGGCUGAGUAACUGCAUCUGUGGAGCGUCGGCCUCCUUCGAAGCUCUCCUGGUGUACGUGGUGAUCUUUGGACUGUCCAUGAGCGUGGGUGGCUCGCUGCUCUAUACUGUGCUGAUGGACAUUGUGGAGAUGAACCGCUUCCCCUCAGCCCUUGGACUUCUCUGCAUGCUGCAAAGUGGAACAAUGCUCAUUGGGCCACCUCUAGCAGGUAUGUUGGUGGACCACACAGGCCAGUAUUCGUAUGUCUUCUACGCGUGCAGUGUGUGUGUAUUCUCUGCCAGCCUCUUUCUCCUGGGGUUCUUCUACUUCCUGGACAGCAAAAACGAUGAGGAGAAGAAAAAGAGCAUGAAGACGCCAUCAGCUAUCUAUCAGAAGCCUGUUGUAAUCCUGGCCCCUGACUGCCAGUAUGUCGCCUCAAAAGGAGGAACAUCAGAAAACGCAGUGUAUGUUACCAGUGUGUGAUUGAAGAACACACAUUUGCAUAGAAGAGAAACUGUUUACAGCUUUAAAACAGUGCA